Chilo suppressalis (striped riceborer) is the source of this 2684-nucleotide messenger RNA. The record is from the annotation of a GenBank genome assembly. Lineage: Eukaryota; Metazoa; Arthropoda; Insecta; Lepidoptera; Crambidae.
AGAUAAAUGGUUCAGAACCAGUGCCAGGGAUGUCACGACAAGAACAUCCCCGUCCUGAAAAUGCAGUUAAUGACGUGCUUACGUGGAAUUCCUUGCAAAUAACGAGCCCACGAUACUUGAACUUAUCUUUACCCUCUGAUGUUUUUCCGUGGACACCACUUACAGACGAUACUCUUUUACUCGAUCAGUUACCAGUAGAGAUGCCACUAGAACCUCGCAAUCAAGGAAUGUAUCGUUCACUUGAGCGUAUUUACACCGAGCGCAUGGACAGAUACCAGCCAAAUUACUCUUCAUUGCGGGAUGAAGAGUCCGUUGACCAGAGAACCCUCAUAGAAGCUCACGGAAGACGUAGGUCAGCUAUUAUCAAAAGGCCUGUACGAAAUCAUUCCAUAAACCAAGAAGUAUAUUCUAAUCCGGUUAUAAGUGACAACGAUGAACUCCAAAUUAUUACGUCGAAUGACGGGGCAGGAUAUCCGAGUCGUUUUACUCAAUGGCAAGCUGAUGAACCACAGAUUAUAAUCACAUCCGACAUUCAAAUGCAAACGGACGAUGGAGAUGCAAACUAUGAAGUUACUUUUACCGUUAAUCCGUCGUCUACAGCCGGAUUUUCGUCGUCGCGUCGCGUUCGACAAAUUCCCCAUCCCGAAGCCGAUGGUAGGCGCUUAUAUUUUGUUUCAUCUACGGAUAUUACCAGCAGCUCUGUGUCAAAUGCAAUACCCAGUUACCAAAAUGGACACCCUGCAAACAACGUUACUGAUCGCGGCACACAAAUGUCUCCAGAGCCUUACGAUAACAAUGAAGUGUAUGAAAACAAUGUUACUGAUCUCAAUCCUGGAAAUUCAGAAAAUGUAGCGUUAAGUUUAGAAACUUUAGAAACAAUUAACCUAGAUUCGGAAAGUCCAGACACGCAAAGUUUACAUCCAACGAAUAGUAGAGAAAUAACAAGAGAAGAUUUGCACUCGAUAAAACCAAUGCUUAAUUAUUUUUCUCCCAAGUCUGUGGGAGUCAGUGGAUUGAAUGCAGCUUCAUUCGGACCGUACGAAAUGCAUGUUCACUCAGCACCUGUUCCUGCACUACCAGCUCCUACGUUGGAGGCUCGACAAGUUGCAAAUAGGGUAAUCAGACACGCAAGAAGCAACAGAACUCUUGAUGGAAGGUUAUUAAAUUGCUUGGAUUGUGACCACAUUCCUGUUUUGCCGGUAACUGGACAGUGCGGUCACACGCGGUGCACUAUGUGCAUUCAAAACAACGGAUCGUGCACUUGCGGGGUAGAGGCUCCGACAAGUUUGCACGUUAACACUGUCGUCCAGUAUUUAAUUAGAAAAAUGUUGCCACACGAUUUAACACAAAGAGAUUCCCCGAAUAGUUGGCGUCGUGAUGAAACCCUAAUCGUCACAGCAGAUGCUACGUGUCCGUCGGUAAUGAGGCGCCGACGGCGGGUGCGAAUCCGCCGCAACCUAAAGUAUUACGUCAGGAUAUUUCCGUACAUCAACGAACGGAUGCCGAUGUUACCACAGGAUCAGUUUGAGUAUGCACGCCGUUUGGUGACGCUGGGUCGGUAUCGCGACGCAGCGCCCCACUUCGCCCGCGUCGCUGCCUCUUACAUACCAUUGGCGCACACAGCACGAAGGUUAUUAGCUCAGUUAAUAGUCGUUCUCGCAGAAGGUCGGGAUCCGCGUCGCAUCACCCGCGACCUCUUCAAAUCUGUGCGGCUUCAGUCAGCCGCUAGUUGGAUCCGAACUGGCGACCUGGAGUGCGUACUGUGCUAUAGUCCGUACACGAAACCCGUGACCACACCUUGCGGGCAUACGUACUGUAGGACUUGCAUCGAGCAGGCUCUCGACUACAGGAAGGCGUGUGCACUUUGCUCCAGGCCGCUGAACGACUUCAAUCUGGCGACGGCCAAAGAGACGACGUUCGUCAGGGCCGCUUUGGAAGCUAUCGGCGCUUAUGGGCCGCCUCUACCGCCUGACCCAGAUGUUAUACCUAUUUUCGUUUGCACCGUCGCGUUUCCAUGUAUUUCGUGCCCGCUCCUGAUCUUUGAUCCUCGUUACUGGCUCAUGAUCAGGCGCGUGUUGGAGUCGGGCUCGCGCAAGUUCGGCAUGGUCGCCUAUGACAAGGACAAGGAUUAUUCAGACUAUGGAACGAUCCUAGAGGUUUGCGACUGCGUUCAGUUGCAAGAUGGCCGUUCAUUACUCUCUACGGUCGGCGUUUCCCGUUUCAGGGUCAUUGAAAGGCAUGUUAGAGAUGGAUGCGACGUCGCUCGUAUUCAACCGUUGACGGAUAUAACACCCACAGAUGAGUUUGUAAUGCUGGAGAUGCGUUUGAUGGGCUCCCAAGUGUUGUGCAAAGCCUUAGUAUGGCUGAACAGUAUGAAUAAGACUGUUCGCCAAGAGAUAGAGACUUCGUUCGGUCAAAUCCCGAGGUCGGACGACGUCAACGAGGACUGGUGUGUCAGCCCCGAUGGUCCUGCUUGGCUGUGGUGGCUCAUAGCCAUAUUGCCGCUACGGUCGGAAAUUAAGAUUCUGAUUCUUUCGACGAAGAACCUUCUCAAAAGGCUGAUGGCCGUUUCCCGUACAUUGGACGCCAUAGACCAAGUGGCCAUAACCACUACUUCUACUUCAGACUGCGAAAUACGAAGUGCCCUCACCAACGCAGAGGAAUGGCUCGAAAGGGGCUCUUGA